Messenger RNA from Xiphophorus maculatus (southern platyfish), 1428 nucleotides. Its product is annotated as ecto-ADP-ribosyltransferase 4-like. The coding region runs from base 21 to 1235 and encodes 404 amino acids. Gene Ontology annotation, molecular function: NAD+-protein-arginine ADP-ribosyltransferase activity; NAD+ poly-ADP-ribosyltransferase activity. Lineage: Eukaryota; Metazoa; Chordata; Actinopteri; Cyprinodontiformes; Poeciliidae. The transcript is spliced from 2 exons. The record is from RefSeq and is a predicted model, not a curated record.
UCUGUCUUUUUUUGUGCUCCAUGGAUUAUGAAGCCAGUUGCAGUAAAAAGGUAAGCCUAAAUGUUUUCAUUUUGUUGCUAAAGGUGGAUUACAAGAUUUUAAAAAGCCCUGUGUUUUCCCUUGACAACAGUAAAUUGCCGAUCUUCAAAAACAUUCAAGUUUUUUUUAAAAAGUCAACAACAUUCCUUGGUCAUUUCUUUAAACCAGAUAUGACAUUUUGGUGGGAAUCAACGCGUGGGAUUAAACUCUUGAGAAACCUGGUUUCUCUUUGCGGACUGUUGCUGCUCCUGGUCCUGGUCCUGUUGUAUAAUGGCCCGUUUCUAAUCCUGUGGUGGCACCAGAGGUCUGCCGAGAAUGCUGCAGUCUUACCCCUGGAUAUGGCUCCAGAUUCCAUUGACGACAUGUAUGAUGGCUGUCGUUCUAAAUCCAUGUCUCUCAUCAACCUGUAUGGUGUGUUUGAGUGGCAAGUCAACAUGAACUUUAGCUACGCCUGGGCUGUAGUCGAGAGAAAUGCCAAGAAACCUCUGCACAAGCACCUGCAAGACGAUCACGCCACGUCCUUGUACAUUUUCACAAAACUGGCCAACAUCCGAAAGGAUUUCAACACGGCCGUGAAAACGGGAAAACACAAGUACAGCACGGACGGCUUCAUGUUUCAUUUUCUGUAUUUCUACUUGACCGAUGCCAUUCAAGCCCUGAAUCCGAACCACUCAGAGUGCCGAACCGUUUACCUCAGAACUUGGAAACGGUUCGAGCGGGAUAUCGUCAACACAAACGUCCGCUUUGGGGGAUUCACCUGGGCAAUCUCAAGCAAGCAGUCAUCUAAGGUCAAAGGCAACGUCUCCUGUUUUGAGAUCCAAACGUGUUUCGGUGCUGACAUCACGCAUUACUCCAGCGUAAACCAGAGGGGACAGGUGCUCAUUCCAACCUAUGAGGUUUUCCGGGUCACGGACGUUGUUACGGGCGACCCGUGGUGCGGCGUGGUCUACAAGCUUCAGAGCACCAAGAAACCAAAAGCAGACCAAAACUGCAAACUGAGUCAGGAGCUGACAAAAUCCCUUUUGGGUGGAGGAUUUUUAAACUGGGGUGGAGGCAACACUGUGACCAUGUCAGCAUGCGCUGCGCUGCUAAUGAUAAACUCUUUCAUUCUCGUGAAACGCAAACAGAAAAGCUACGUGGCUGUUGUGUUGGGUGCUGUGAUCGUCCUGAUGGUUUUCAUGUUAUUGCUUAUUUAACUGCAGUCUUAAUUUAUAUUAUAAACACUUGUAGGACAUUCAAAUAUUCCAAAAGACAUUUUCUUUAAAAGUAUUUUCCAAAAUAAUUAACUACAAAAUGGUGAUUAUUUGUCCUAAAUGAAUAUCUUUGUUCUGCAUCUGUACAUUGGUAAUUUUGUGAAUUCACCUGACCAAAUAAAAUAAAGCAAAGUCC